Messenger RNA from Momordica charantia (bitter melon), 3079 nucleotides. It is a transcript of the gene PUM23, whose product is annotated as pumilio 23. The record is from RefSeq and is a predicted model, not a curated record. Gene Ontology annotation, molecular function: RNA binding. Gene Ontology annotation, cellular component: nucleolus; preribosome, small subunit precursor; 90S preribosome. Gene Ontology annotation, biological process: endonucleolytic cleavage in ITS1 to separate SSU-rRNA from 5.8S rRNA and LSU-rRNA from tricistronic rRNA transcript (SSU-rRNA, 5.8S rRNA, LSU-rRNA); ribosomal small subunit export from nucleus; endonucleolytic cleavage to generate mature 5'-end of SSU-rRNA from (SSU-rRNA, 5.8S rRNA, LSU-rRNA). Lineage: Eukaryota; Viridiplantae; Streptophyta; Magnoliopsida; Cucurbitales; Cucurbitaceae.
GGAAAAUUUUCUUUAAACCCUGACUUGAGGUUUUUACGGCGAAAAUUUCCCGGCGAUUCACUGCGCCAAUUCUCUCGCCGUCAUCUUCCCGCUCCCGCUAUCUGAGAACGAGCAGUUUUGGAUGCUGUACGGUGAGAGAUAUUUUGUACAUGGUGGCUAGGUGGUUAUGGUUUCUGUUGGUUUGAAAGCUCUGACAUCGAGGCGACAUAGAACCUUUAUUUCAAUUGAAGACCGCUUAAUGGGUGAGGAUAAAUUAACACAUAAAAGCGGGAGAAGGAAAAAUGGCAUGAGUAGGAAGGCUGAGAAGGGAGGUAAUGGUUUUGAUGGGAACGACGCCCACAAGAACGUGUCUGGGAUGACGUAUGGUGGCACACUGAGCUCUUAUAAAAAGUUUUCCAAGAAUAAAAACACUUCCCCACGGACCACACCACAAACUUCAGUCAUAAGGAAGCAGGUUGAUCCUGAAACAACAAAAUACUUCUCGGAGAUUGCCAAUUUAUUUGAAAGCAAUGAGGCUGACUUUGAAGAGCGAUCAGUUAUAUGUGGUAAUGCACUAGAGGAAGCUAUGGGGAAAGAGUUUGAACUUGCCACUGAUUAUAUCAUAAGCCACACAAUGCAAAGCCUUCUUGAAGGCUGCAAUGUUGAUCACCUUUGUAGUUUCCUCCACGGUUGUGCCAAACAGUUUCCAUUUAUUGCAAUGGAUAGAUCUGGCUCACACGUAGCUGAGACAGCUAUCAAGUCUUUAGCUAUGCAUCUAGAGGACAAAGAUGUUUAUCCUCUGGUUGAAGAUACUUUAACUGCAAUAUGCAAGGAAAUUGUAGCCAAUCCUCUGGAUGUGAUGUGUAACUGUUAUGGUUCUCAUGUUCUCCGAAGUCUUCUUCAUCUUUGUAAAGGAGUAACGUCAGAUUCUUCAGAGUUCCAUACCAGAAAAUCGUCAACAGUGGUAGCAGAGCGGUUUAAUGUCAAGGUGCCUCGUUCUAGUGGAGAUAGUGGGUUCCAUAAUGAGCGAGGCUUCCCAGAAUUACUGAAGUUGCUUGUCUUUGGGAUGCUGAAGGGUGCAAGAAAGGAUGCCAGGAUCCUUCAAGUUGAUCAGUACGGCAGUUUGGUUCUUCAGACUAUUCUGAAGUUGUUGGUGGGGCAAGAUGACGAGCUGAGGCAUAUAAUUCCCAUCCUCCUUGGCUGUAGUGAGGAAGAGGCUGUGGGAGGAACUUUUAUACAAAUAUCCGUUGUUCCAGAUGUUGUAGAUUUGAUGAAAGAGACUGCAUUUAGUCAUUUAAUGGAGGUGAUUUUGGAAGUGGCUCCAGAAGAUCUAUUCAAUGAACUCUGCACAAAAGUUUUCAAGAAUUCAUUGCUAGAGCUGUCAUCUGAUCCCUGUGGAAACUUUGCUGUCCAAGCACUAAUUUCUCACAUAAAAUAUAAAGAUCAAAUGGACUUGGUAUGGUCAGAGAUUGGAACAAAAGUUAGAGAUCUUCUUGAAAUGGGGAGGUCAGGAGUUGUCGCUUCUCUAAUUGCUACAAGUCAGAGGCUUCAAACACAUGAACUGAAGUGUAGCGAGGCUCUUGUUCGUGCUGUAUGUUCAACUGAUGAUUCCCCGAGAUGCAUUGUUCCUCGAAUAUUAUUUAUUGACAGAUAUUUCUCUUGUGAAGAUAAAGCCAAAUGGGAUUUUCCUAGUGGAGUUAAAAUACAUGUCAUGGGCUCUCUAAUCCUGCAGGCAGUAUUUCGAUAUCGAAGUGAACUGAUUCAACCUUACAUUACAAGUAUCACAUCAAUGGAAGCCGAUCAUGUCCUUGAAGUAGCAAAAGACUCAAGUGGAACUCGUGUUAUUGAAGCUUUUUUAAAUUCUGACGCCCCUGCAAAAUUGAAGCGAAGAUUAGUGAUGAAGCUACGAGGACAUUUUGGAGAGCUCUCAAUGCUGUCAUCAAGUUCCUUUACAGUUGAGAAGUGCUUUAAUUCCAGUAACAUGUCACUACGGGAGGCCAUAGUGUCUGAGUUGGUAGAUUUACAAAGCGAUCUCUCCAAAACGAAGCAAGGACCUUAUCUCUUAAGGAAGUUUGAUGUUGAAGGGUUUGCAUUCCGACCUGACCAGUGGAGGUCAAAACAAGCAUCGAGGGAAUCAACUUACAAAGAAUUUCAUGAUAUGUUUGGGUCUGGCAAGUCCAAAUCACAGAAGACUGAGGGCUUCCUUGCUGAUAGUUCGAAGCAUACAUCGCAUCCCAAGGAUGUGAAGACAAUGAGGAAAGAGAUUGAGCAUCACACGACAUCUGAUGUACCUUUUCUGGCGAUGUCUGGGUUCAAGGGCAAGUCAGAAAAAAGUAACCACGGUGGUAAAAAACAUUCCAGAGCUUUCAUGGAUAAUGAUAUCUCAGAAGGGAGAACCGAAAAAUCCAAAAGGAAACGGAAUAAGGAUCAGUCUGAGAAUGCUGCUGCUGCUAGCAAAAGGAAACGAAAAGUGUAGAUAGGUAUCAGAAACACUCCUUACUACCACUGCAGCAGCCGCGCAAAACCGUUGCCUGGCAGAAAGUCUUCAAAGGUAAGCUAGUCAGUGCAGUAAAUUGUAGCUUAAGAAUUCCACUGAGAAAGUGGGAGCUUGAUGGUGUGGAUGAUCUAGUUUUUAGCUACAGGUUUUUUGGCGCUGUGGCAUAGGCUUGCUUUCAUAGGAAUAUAGAGGAAAUGGUCUGUCUUCUCCUUUUUGGUGGUGGGGGAAGAUAUUUGGAUGCAGCAUAUACAAUACCUGGUGAUUAGAGGUCAGUAUUCAAAUUUUUUCUUCAAGAAAUUAUUGAUCUUCACGUCGGAGGACACUGUGAUCUUUAUCUGCCGACCACAUUUAAAUCACUGUCCGAGAUUCUGUUGUCGGAAGACUUGGAUUGUUUAUGUCUUUGAUUCACAAAAUAAGUAACAUGUUGUCUUCCCGUGUUAAUUUUAUUUUAAAUUUAUUAUUGCUUAGGAAAUUAUGCAACUUUUUCAUACGUAAACUGAUGUCUCCUGACCCGAUGAACACUGCUUCACAGUAAAAUCUUCAUUUUUCUGAGUGAUUGCAAGUUUCUAGAGAUCUUCUGAUGCUAUUUGGACUUUAAAUGUA